UAAUGUCUGGUAGUGAUUCAGAACUUGAGAUGGUACCUUUUGAGGUAGCAAAGUAAGCAGAGACUUAAAGAAAAAGAUAAGUAGCUGAAUAGAAAACAUAAGCACACUUAAAGAAACUAUAAUAAAAGGAAUAAAUUAAACAGAAAAUUAAAAAGGAUAAGGAAAUAUAAUUAAAAGCAAAGCAAACUAAUUUAUUUGAAGAAGAACCUCCUGAAUAAAGUAGCAGUACUUAAUCUCAUUUUACUAAUAAUAAAAUUGAUGAAUCAUUCUAAAGAAAUUUGAAUGAAAAAUUAUCUGAAAAAGUUAUUAAAUCCAUUAAAAUGCCAUAAAUACAAUAAGCAACAACAAUUCCUAUAGAAAUUAAAUCAAAAAAAAGUAUUCUAUAUUCAUUAUUAUAGUUAUUAAGAAAUUUAAUGAAAAAGUUACAAUAGAAACAUUAGGAAGAGAAAUAAAUCAUAAAAAAAAUUCAUAAUAAUCGCUCAAUUUCCUUAAAUAACAUUUGAUUGACAAACAGUAAAGAGUUCCUAUUUCUAAGAUUAUUUCAAAAAAAAUAUGAGU
This is a messenger RNA of Paramecium pentaurelia, 558 nucleotides long. The record is from the annotation of a GenBank genome assembly. NCBI's taxonomy places the organism in Eukaryota, Ciliophora, Oligohymenophorea, Peniculida, Parameciidae.